UGCCAGGGAGAUUCGCCAUGUCUUGAUGCCCUUGUGUUCCCAUGUUGCGCUCCACCUACUCCAGCUGCUCAGCACACAGGAGCCACGCUGGGAUCUGCCUGCCCUGGCAUUCCUUGUGGAGGUCCUCGAGUGCCUGGAUUUGAGUGAAUGUGGUGACAGCAUCCUUGAGAUCCUGUCAAGGCACCUGCGGAGCAAUUCCAGGGAGAGGCGUCGCCUGGCGCUCAGAGGCCUUGUGGUGCUCAGCAAGGAUCCCUCGCUGGCCAGACCUAUACGCAGCCUGUCUCGAAGCAUUUUGAAGCUGUUGGGUGAUACAGAUGGAGAGGUGAUCGGCAUGUCCCUCUCUGUGUUCAUAAAUAUGUUCCAGAAAAAACACCUCAUGAUAUCCAGCACGGCUGCCCCAAAGCUGGCUGAGCCACUCCUGUCGCUCUUGGAAAACGUAAGGCUCUGUGCCCCCAGCCACGAGCACUGGCUGCUGCCCAGAAACUUUGUGCCUUCUAGAUUUAUGGGACUUUGCCCAGGUGGUCUGGAGAAGUUGCUUCUGAGGUCUUUUCCUCCUCCAUUCCUCCAGGACAACAGCCAUGUGCAGCUGCUUUCCAUUCACCUCUUCUGCACGGUGAUGGACCUGGUAGUGGACGAGGGAAAAAAGGCCCUGGAGAGAAUUGUCAGCCAGAGCCUGCUCCCACUCUUCUUACACUGCCAUGAUGAGAACCAGCACGUGGCCAAGGUGAGGUUUUGUGUGAUGCUGCUGGAUCCCUGGGAGGGGGCUCAGCUGCCUCUGCUCUGGCACCUGCCGAGCUCCUGCCUCCUCCAGGCCUUGGCACAGGGGCGCGGCUCCUGUGCCCUCAACUGCGGGGACAUCUCCACAUCUCUGCUGCUCUCCAGGCCUCUCGGGAAACGCUGCUUUGUGUGGCCGGGUUCCUGAGGAAGACGCAUCUCCAGAGGGUGCUGAAUACAGCGCAGCUGUGGCAGUUCGCCGAGUGCCUGGUAAGGACGGCCUGGAAGCGCCAGGCUGAGGCUGGAGCAGCCCCCUGAGCGCGGCGCUCACCGUGUGCGCUUGGCAGCUGUGGCCCUGCCCAGCGCUGCACGCAGGGGCCGC
This is a messenger RNA of Ficedula albicollis (Collared flycatcher), 1096 nucleotides long. RefSeq lists its product as uncharacterized. The transcript has 3 exons. Gene Ontology annotation, cellular component: cytoplasm. The record is from RefSeq and is a predicted model, not a curated record. Lineage: Eukaryota; Metazoa; Chordata; Aves; Passeriformes; Muscicapidae. The coding region runs from base 26 to 922 and encodes 298 amino acids.